AUAAUUAUGGCAUUACUGUAUAUAAGUGCUUAUAAAGCACAGAUCAUACCGGGACGUAAUCCAAACGACCAGCAGCCAGAACUUUUUCUGAUCGAUGACAGAGGAAGUUUAGAAACCUCAUUUUUGGAUGGGUCUCGAUUUGGCACAGGAUCAGAUUUUGGACUCCCUCCUAUUCCUUUUUUAGCCAUAGCGUUACUUGUAAUACCAAUGGUAAUGAUGACAAUGAUGAGUACUUCUGAAACAAGUGUUGCACCAAGACCUGUUGUACCAACAUUUGUGUCGGUUACUGUUCCAACAACACAAGCAGCUGUACAAACGACGUCAUGUGUUCCAACAAAUUGCCCUGCAAGAUAUAGGUUAUUGAAUGACCAAACUGAUAGUCCUAAUUGUUACGUCUACAGCGAAGAUCAAACGCAAAUAUGGUCUACUGCUCUGAAGGCUUGUACCGAUACACCAGGAGCAUACCUAUGGAGACCAAAUUCACGAGAAGAAGCUGAUGCUGUCAAAAAUACGUUUGGUUUCGAGUGA
Molecule: messenger RNA, 528 nt
Organism: Mytilus californianus (California mussel)
Lineage: Eukaryota; Metazoa; Mollusca; Bivalvia; Mytilida; Mytilidae
Exons: 5
Coding region: 7-528 (173 amino acids)
Source: RefSeq, a predicted model, not a curated record